UUUUAAGGGGUUGGUGGUGGAUCUGGAAGAUGGAAACCUUCUGAAGUUAGCUGAAGAUGGAACCAUCCUACGAGCGUCACAUGGAACCAACGACAUGAGCACAGAUGAGAUCAUCAAACAUUACGGUCCAAAGAGGGAAUGGAAGCACUUCACCAGCCUCAACACAUCCUUCACCAGAUCUGCAAAAUACUAUUUCUAUGACAACUACUUUGACCUGCCGGGAGUUCUGCUCUGUGGAAAAGUUGUGGACAUGUUGAACAAGAGAGGCAACGAGGUGAACUCUGACUUUUGGAAAGACAUGUUGGCUGCAAUCGAUCACAACUACAACACAUCUGCAUUUAAAGAUGAUUCAGGGACAUACUUCCCCAGUAUGAAGAGAGAUCCAGGUCACUAUCUGCAGCCCUGUUCGGACUCGGUGAAGACCUGGCUGCGCAGUAUGAAGAAUGCUGGGAAGGUUCUGCUGCUCAUCACCAGCUCCCACAGUGACUACUGCAGACUGAUCUGUGAAUACAUCCUGGGGCAGGACUUUGAGGAGCUGUUUGAUGUCAUCAUCACAAACGCUCUGAAGCCAGGCUUCUUCUCCUUGGUACCCCAGCAGAGACCCUUCAGGACCCUUGUGAAUGACGUGGAAGAGAGCGAGGGGCUGCCGGCACUGGACAAACCCGGCUGGUACUCCCAGGGAAACUGGCCCCACCUCCUCGAGCUGCUCAGGACUAUGACAGGGAAACCAGAACCAAAGGUGGCAUAUUUUGGUGACAGCAUGAGGUCGGACGUGUUUCCCGCCUCCACCUUCGGGAAGUGGGAGACGGUGAUGAUCGUGGAGGAAAUGGAGGGGGAUGGGGUCCCGAAAAGCGAUGCUGCAGUGUUCAAUGAGACCCAAGUGGAGCCGCAGGAGAAGAGGGGAAAGUUUGAGGACCAGGGCAUGAGGUCCCCUUCAGCCGUGUCCAGCCAGUGGGGCUCCUACUUUGUUGACGUACAGAAAGGCGAAGAUGAUGAUGAGGAGCAGCAGAAAGUGACCUGGUGCUGCCACUGCAUUCACACAUACAGCACUAUGGCCAUCCCCAGUGUGGAGCACAUCGCAGAUCUUCCUCUGGAUUACAAAUUCCCCAGGUUUUCCCCCGACAAACCCUGCACCACGGGGUACUACCCCCGCCCUCCAGAGUCUCUGCUGAAGAUGUGUGAAGAUCUGUCCUAAAACAGACCAAGAAGAACGAGGAAGAAGGAAAACAACUCCUCUCUGACUCCUCUGCCACAAGAGAGGCGUCUCCGUCUUUGCCUGUAGUUUUCCACCUGACUCCACCUUCACAUGUGAUGCAUAGGCCCCGCCCACUCAUCACCUGUUCAGAGAAACCAUGUGAAUGUAAGCCACAGUAUCCCUCCAUAACGCCUCCAUCUGAGAGUUCUGUGGUUCAGUGUACUCCACACGUGGAAAUACAAGAUAAUGCGUGUGUGUGUUGUGUGCGUGUGUCUGUGCACGCGCGCGCAUAUGUGUGUGCGUACAGUAAUAAAAAACUGUUUCCAUUGAUUGUUUUGUGUUUAAGAAGUGAACAGUUUACUGUCUCUUACCUCAGAGGAAGCAGAGUCCUGUCACAUGUGUCUGUAACUCGAUGUGCUGUGCUCUCAAUGACAUCAUUCUACAUAUUUUACUAACACAGACAUGAGGAGGUGUGUCUGUUGUUUCCCUGUGGAUGGUGUUAGUCACACAGAACCAGUGCUGUCCUCAGAGGGACUCAGUGAUACUGAUGAGGAGGACUGGUCUAGGUAUUGUGUGUACUUCUUUGUGUAACAGUGAUGUGUUUCUGAGUGAUUGUGUGUGAGUAUGGUUGACUCGAGCUGCAGACCAAGAUCUGCUUUAACCGACCUCUGAAUAGCUGUCUAAGUGCAGACAUAGACUGGGCCAUAAAGUCUUGGAACACUGAAGUUAAAGAGGAUCAGGUCCAAGUUGGUUCAGUAGAGUUUGACACAAAGCCUGACAGAGUGAACCAAGAACCCUAAAGAUUCAUCUUUGAAUCAUUUUACUGAUCUGGGAUCAGAUAAAGUUGUUCUAAUCCAGGUUUUCUCUUUAGUUUUUUAAAUCAAUGGAAGAAUUAUUUUUAAAUUUAGCUUUAUUUGUUGAGCAUGAAUACUGAAUAAAAUGUGUAGUAAUACACAACCCUACCAUGUAACACAGUAAAUUCAACCUGAUACCGUAUGAAACUGAUUGGGUCAAAGGGAAUCUGAGGAUAAAUUUAGUUUUUUUGGAUCAAGUCUGAUCAGAUUCUCCAAGGUGUUAAUGUUCCUUCAUUUCCCACCAGACUGAAACUCUAGAAUGUGGCAUACCCUUUUACCCUCAUACCGUUGUA
Messenger RNA from Austrofundulus limnaeus, 2342 nucleotides. RefSeq names its product 5'-nucleotidase domain containing 1 (gene nt5dc1). Lineage: Eukaryota; Metazoa; Chordata; Actinopteri; Cyprinodontiformes; Rivulidae. Gene Ontology annotation, molecular function: 5'-nucleotidase activity. The record is from RefSeq and is a predicted model, not a curated record.